AUGACUUCGAUUCGGAAUCCACCCAGAUGCUUUUUCCCAGCGCUGGCUUCCUUCAAGAAGCCUACCUCUAAUGUCCAGGCAGUACAAAACACAUACGGAAGUACAUCACGGCGUUUAGAAAGCCUCGGACACCGCGCCCUAUCUCAGUGGUUUGAGGCUGAAGGAACGGAUGCAAUGCCGCUUCUACGAGCGGCAUGGGCGGUGGCCCUACGGGCCUAUACGGGGGCCGACCAUGUCUGCUUCCAUGUUCACGGUCAGGAGGAUAGGCCGUACGAGGCUCAUAUAACUGGUUCAGCGGUGGUCCGUCGGCUUCUGCGCAAUGAGAGCGACGCGGUCGGUGGGUGUACGUGUAGAGGUAUAGAGACAAAUGCGGGGGUAUGGGAACAAGUUUCCAACACCUGUGUUUUCAUUGCUCGAGACGCGGUUCAGACGAGCAAUAUUUUGCGGGAGGAACGUUACAGCCACGCGCUGCUAUCGGAUGAACAAGGCCGCGCUGUAGCGAACACCCUGCACCAAACCAUACUUGAGAUCAUUCGCAAAACAGGAGAAACCGUGGACGACAUGGACGUCUGUAGCGACGAGGAUAUCCGUCGAAUGUGCAGCUGGAAUGCUCCUUUUGGGAUGCAGUUGAUGCAGGAACAAUGUGCCUAUAAUAUCAUCGCGCAGCGAUGUUCUGCAACCCCGGAUGCCACCGCAAUCUCCGCAUGGGACGGAGAGAUGACAUUCGGCGAGCUGGACCGGCGAUCGUCCCUCCUGGCUCUGCGUCUACUCGAGCUGGGAGUUGGGCCUGAGGAGGUUGUUCCAGUCUACUUCGAAAAGUCCAAAUGGGCUGUCGUGGCCAUUGUUGCUGUGGUCAAGACAGGAGGAGCUUUUGUUCUCAUGGAUGCUAACUUCUCCAUGAAGACCCUACAUCUGGUAUGCCACAAAGUGGACGCGCACGUUAUAGUCUCUUCUCGGGAAUGUCAACCCACAGCUCAGGGACUAGUCGAGCAGGUGGUUUGUCUCGAUUCCAGUUGGGCCGAUCCGGAAUCACUUCCCCGGUUACCCCAGCCGCGAUGCACGCCGUCCAGUGCGCUGUACGCAGCAUUUACUUCAGGUAGUACCAAGGGACCCAAGUGUGUCAUCAUGGAGAACCGUGCCUGUUGCGAAACAACUUUGAAGACGGCCCCCGCUCUCGGCCUGAGUGGGAAGACGCGACGCUUGCAGUUCUCUUCAUACGCCUUCACCAUGAGUGUUCGAGAAAUACUAUCGAUGCUGUUCCUGGGCGGAUGCCUUUGCAUCCCUUCCGAAAGAGACCGUAUCAACGAUAUUGCCGGCUUUAUCAAUCGUCACCGGGUUACGUUCGCCAAUUUCUGCCCCUCCAUCUCAAGAAUCCCAAGCCCUGACUCGGUGCCAAGUCUACGGACACUGAUGGUUGGGGGUGAGUCCCCGGAUCCUCGGUUCAUUAAACUCUGGGCCUCCAAGGUCCGGCUGAUUCUAGGCUUUGGAGCGACGGAGACAGCAGGGAUUACCCUAAUGGUCGGGAACUGCCUUCCGGGCCACGAUCCUCGCAAUCUCGGCAAGGCGUGCGACUCUCGUCUUUGGGUGGUUAAUAUGGACAACCAUGACAGAUUGGUGCCCGUUGGCGCUGUUGGGGAGCUAGUGCUUCAGGGGACAGGUCUUGGCCGGCACUACCUGAAGAAUUCGCAAGACACUGCCUCCCAGUUUCCAGAUGCGCUUGAAUGGCAGAGUCGCCUCGUCGAUGGCCCAACUCCCGACUGCGGCCGUCUCUACAAGACGGGUGACCUCGUCAGGUACACCUCUGAUGGAUCGCUUAUAUACGUUGGACGGAAGGCUCAGGUUGUCAAAGCCAAUGGCCAAUUGAUUGACGUCCAUGAGAUAGAGAACUGCCUUAAAAGCUGUCGUGAGGCCCAGAAGCUCCAGAUAUCGUGUGUGGCCGUCAUCCCGGCCAAAUCCAGCAUGGAUGGGCAUUGCACUACCAAACUGGUUGCGUUUAUUGGAGGCAGCAGACUUUCGCGGGAUCGCUCGAUUUUGGUGGAUCGGGAUGGAGCGUUGGAGGUUCCUAGAGACAAAUGUUGGCAAACCGUCUCCACUAUUAGACAAGAACUCAGUAUGAAGCUACCACCGAAUCUCGUUCCCGCGAAUUUUAUCUUUAUGCAGGAUCUUCCCCGGAAAUUAUCAGGCAAGGUGGAUCGCAAUGCAUUGCUAGAAAGGGCACCAAGAUGUCACACCGCACAUGAGCACUGGAAGAAGUACAACCCUGAGCAGCAAAGCCAGUCACUACACCAUAUCUCGGUCAAGGCCGACGUUACAAUCUGCUCCCCGGGAAAAGCUCGCCAGCUGAACACGAUGAAAUGCAUUGUUGCAGAUCUACUGGGGCUUGAGCCUGGAAACAUCCAUCCGAGCACGAAUAUCUUCGCCGCGGGGAUAGACUCCAUGAAGGCAAUGGAUGUGGUGGCAGCAGCCCGACGCGAAGGGGUCAGGAUUACGAUCACCAACCUUUAUGAUCACCCUGUUCUUUCCGAUCUUGUCGCGGUCUGCCACGAGCCUACCCCAGCCCGGAAGCUUGUCCGGAGACAAGAAAACGCACCGGACGCUCGUGAACAUACAACAGCCCAUGAGGAGUUGUGCAUGGUAUUACCUCCUCACAUAUCAGAGAAUGUGCAUGAAAUUGUCCACACGACGGCAUUUCAAAGCUGGAGUCUUCACAAUAUGAACUACCGAUAUCUUAGCAUCCCGCUCUUGAAGGCCUGUCAAGCACUGGUAGAUCAGCACUCCAGUCUGCGCACAGUCUUUCUCACCUUGACCAAAAAUGGCCGCCAGGAGAUCGUACAAGUUGUGCUCAAACGCAUGAGUGUUGGAUUCCAGUACCUGUCUGCCGACAGUCUCGACCAGCAUUGCCGCGACGACUCGGCGGGUCUGGCUACUCCGCCUACCAACGGCUUGCCCCUGUUGCAGGUGCAGAUAGUGGCACUACCAGAUGGUACAAAUACCCUUCUUAUUCGGCAUGUGCAUGCUCAGAUGGACGGCCUCUCCUGGGCGAUUAUCUCCCAAGAUUUAUCUGCUUCAUACAAUGGCCAGUCACUCGCUCCUACGACUCCAUUCUCAGUGCAUGCCCGUGUCGCACGGCACAGCAGCGGGCCUGAAGCGUACAGGAUCUGGAGAAAGCUGUUAGCAGACUCAUCAAUGACAAGGUUGGAUAGUCAGUCGUCAAACAUUGCUAAGGUCACACCGCGCCCACCGACCGCGGAACAAGGCACAGUAGACUCUCCUCGACUAAUAACAUCAAGCAAGCAGGUAGCCCAUGUUAAGCUUCCUGCGGAAUUCACCCUGGCAACAAUCGUGAAAGCGGCUUGGGCAUUAACUCUGGCGCGUAUUUUUCCAGACGCCGCGCCGCGUGAUAUUGUGUUUGGUCAAGUCGUUAAUGGCCGGCUGCUGGGAAUCCCGCAUGAAGAUCGCAUAGUUGGACCGUGCUUGAAUAUCAUCCCCGUGCGUGUCCGUGUGUGUGGGACACUGACAAAACGGGCCCUUCUUAGCCAGGUCCAGCAACAGCACCGGGAUACGAUCGAGUGCUGGAAUACUGAAUAUGAUCAGAUCGUGCGUAACUGCACGUCAUGGCCACCGGGUACGCGAUUUGGGAGCUUUGUCCGGUGUCAGAACUUCGAUACGCAUCCGAUCUGUCGUCUGGGAGAUACUCCUUGUCAGAUGCAACAGAUUACGACUCCGAAUCAGCCGUGUGAGACCGCAAACGUCUGUGUGGCUCCCUUCGCCUCUAUACUGGAUGUUUCAAUCGCUGUGUCCAGUCAUGUCAUGUGUCAGAAAGAGGCAGACUCGACCGUCGGAAUUUUAUGCGAUAUGAUCAUGGAUUUACUCACUGGCGUCGUUAAGGAAUAA
This is a messenger RNA of Aspergillus novofumigatus IBT 16806, 3894 nucleotides long. Its product is annotated as acetyl-CoA synthetase-like protein. Gene Ontology annotation, molecular function: phosphopantetheine binding; catalytic activity. The record is from RefSeq and is a predicted model, not a curated record. Gene Ontology annotation, biological process: amino acid activation for nonribosomal peptide biosynthetic process; secondary metabolite biosynthetic process. The coding region runs from base 1 to 3894 and encodes 1297 amino acids. Lineage: Eukaryota; Fungi; Ascomycota; Eurotiomycetes; Eurotiales; Aspergillaceae. The transcript is spliced from 3 exons. Gene Ontology annotation, cellular component: cytoplasm.